Molecule: messenger RNA, 388 nt
Organism: Rhipicephalus microplus (southern cattle tick)
Lineage: Eukaryota; Metazoa; Arthropoda; Arachnida; Ixodida; Ixodidae
Product: ribosomal protein L39
Source: RefSeq, a predicted model, not a curated record
UAUGUGGAGUAGUUCGCAACUUCGGCUGAAGCAGUUACACCGUACUAAUCUUUCACUUGCGUCAUUUCCUCUUCGCUCUUUUCCCAGCCAUCUUGCGAACGGCGACAUGGCUGCCCACAAGACGUUCCGGAUAAAACAGAAGCUCGCCAAGAAGCUCAAGCAAAACCGGCCGAUUCCUCAAUGGAUCAGGAUGAAGACCGGUAACACCAUCCGCUACAACGCCAAGAGGCGUCACUGGCGCCGUACCAAACUGAAGCUGUAAGGUGGUGCCUGGUGCAGCCAAGUGUCUCGUGGGGGACUGUGAUCCGUAUUCUCAUCGUGCGUCACUCUCAUCGCAACUGUGAUGGUCUUGGCUGGAAUUAAAGUGCUUGAACUUUGCUCAUCGCAA